UUCUGUCUGUCUUUAUUCUUUUUAUUUUUAGUUUUCAUUUCAUUUGAUUCCCAUGUAAAGUUGUGUUUGAUUUUGUUUUCGUUUUUUUGCAAUUGGCUUGCAGUGAAAUAUUAAAAGAAAAUAGGCCCAGCUGUGCUAAAUUCCAUAAAUGUUAUGCAAUUGCAAACAUAAGUGCCUUUCGAGGGAAUACAACGAAUGAAUUAUGGGAUUUCUGGUAUGAGAUCGCGAUCAACAGCAGCAGCAACAUAUAAUUGAACUUUGUCGACAUGCACCACUAUUUAUCCAUCAAUUGAAGCAACAACACCACACACACACAUUCACCCAACAAGGAACAACAACAACAGGUCGAGAAAGAAAACAAAAGGUCGCCUCUAUUGAAAAAUGCGUGCAUUUCGCAGCAAAAAAGUCUUCCCCGUCAAGGUAAUAACAUUCGACUCGGAAUUGGAGUUUGAAUUGGAAAAGAAUUCCAGUGGCCAGGAUUUGUUUGAUCUUGUUUGCCGGACAAUCGGUUUGCGUGAGUAUUGGUACUUUGGUUUGCAGUACAUAGAUACCCGCGACAAUGUGACCUGGUUGAAAAUGGAAAAGAAGGUGAAGGAUCAACGCAUAAAACUGCAACCCAACGGUUUUUACGUUUUCAGUUUUUAUGCCAAAUAUUUUCCGGAAAAUGUCAGCGAGGAGUUGAUCCAGGAAAUAACACAACAUUUAUUCUUUUUACAAGUGAAACAAAGUAUUUUGUCCAUGGACAUUUAUUGUAGGCCAGAGGCUUCAGUGCUUCUGGCCUCCUAUGCAGUGCACGUACAAUAUGGUCCCUAUGAUGCCGAAACAUAUCAAGAUGGCAAAUUGCAGGGUAUGGAUUUGCUGCCAAAGGGUGUGACUGAUCAGUAUCAAAUGACACCAAAAAUGUGGGAGGAACGUAUUAAGACAUGGUAUAUGGACCACGAACCAAUGACACGCGAUGAAGUUGAAAUGGAAUAUUUGAAAAUUGCCCAAGAUCUUGAUAUGUAUGGUGUUAAUUAUUUUCCUAUUACGAAUAAGAACAAAACAAAACUGUGGCUUGGCGUAACGGCUGUCGGUUUGAAUAUCUAUGAUUAUCAUAAUAAGUUAACACCAAAAACCACAUUUCAGUGGAAUGAAAUACGUCACGUUAGUUUUGAUGAUAAAAAAUUCACCAUACGUCUGGUCGAUGCUAAAGUCUCCAGUUUUAUCUUCUACUCACAGGAUUUACACAUAAAUAAGAUGAUAUUAGACCUCUGUAAAGGCAAUCAUGAUCUGUACAUGAGACGUCGUAAACCCGAUACCAUGGAAAUUCAACAAAUGAAAGCUCAGGCUAAAGAAGAAAAACAACGGCGUCAAAUGGAACGCAAAAAAUUCCUGCGUGAAAAGAAAUUGCGUGAACGUGCCGAACAGGAACGUUAUAUGUUGGAGGCCCAGCUGGAGCGGUUACAAGAAGAAAUGCGUUGUGCCAGUGAUGCCUUACGCCGCUCCGAAGAAACAAAAGAGUUGUAUUUCGAAAAGAGUCGUGUCAACGAAGAACAAAUGCAACUGACCGAAUGUAAGGCCAAUCAUUUCAAAAGCGAAAUGGAUCGUCUGAGGGAACGGCAAAUGAAAAUCGAAAGAGAAAAAAUGGACUUGGAAAAGAAAAUACGGGAAGCUGAUUUCUUUGUGCAUCAGCUGACCAUGGAAAAGGAUAAGCGAGAAGCUGAAGCCGAGAAACUGCGCAAAGAACUCAUAUGUGCCAAAUUAGCUGAGAGAGAGGCCACAGCACGUCUGCUGAAUUUCCUCAAUCGUGGUCGUAAAAACUCUCAGGACAGAAUGCUGCCACCGACAAUUACCAUUAACUCCUCGUCUAGUUCUUCCAAUAACAUAACCGCCUCGGUUAGCACGCCAUCGCUGACAAACAGCAACUCAACUGCCGACAUUAACGAAUCUUCCACCGCUGCUGUUGAAUUGACAACCAAUGAUCUGAAUGAUCACCACAACCAUCUCCACCACCAUAAUCAUCAUCAGCAGCAGCUGCAUCAUCCACAGCUAGAGGAUCAAAGUGAUCAACAUGAAGAUUCAGAAAAUGAAUUCGAAACAAAGGAAUAUUUAACCGACAGCGAAAUGGAACAGAUCACCAAUGAAAUUGAACGCAGUCGUCUCGAGUAUUUGAAGAAACACAAACAGGUGCAAAAUCAAUUACAAACUCUGCGCUCAGAGAUUGAACUAUUGAAAAUCGAAGAGAAUCAAACCAAUUUGGAUAUUUUAAGUGAGGCCCAGCUAAAAGCGGGCGAAACGAAAUAUUCAACGUUGAAAAAACUAAAAUCUGGCUCGACCAAAGCACGUGUGGCCUUCUUUGAGGAGCUGUAAACAAUUGCGGGGAGUGGUUGUUAAAACUAAAAUGUGAUUUUAAAUCAUUAUAUUUUUUUUAAUUUUUAAUUUACAACAAAAAUAUAGUUAUACGAAAGGAGCUGGUGCUCUUGGCCAAUCAUGAAAUGUAGCGCAUACACACACACUCACUCACUCACUGAACAUACUAUUUUUACAAAACAUACAUAUAAUUAUACUAUAUGCACACAUCGAGAACAACAACAACAACAAAAUGUAUACCAUAGAUUAAGUUUUAAACGAUGAUAAGAAAAAAGCAUCACAAUCAAAACAAAAAUUAAAGAAAAAAACAAAAACAACAAUGUUUUAUUAUGAAUUUACCGAUCAUUUUUCUCACAUAGAAAAUAUGAAGUAUUA
Molecule: messenger RNA, 2724 nt
Organism: Musca domestica (house fly)
Lineage: Eukaryota; Metazoa; Arthropoda; Insecta; Diptera; Muscidae
Gene: Mer
Product: moesin/ezrin/radixin homolog 2
Biological process (GO): regulation of organelle assembly; regulation of gliogenesis; positive regulation of protein localization to early endosome
Cellular component (GO): adherens junction; filopodium; cytoskeleton
Molecular function (GO): cell adhesion molecule binding; actin binding
Source: RefSeq, a predicted model, not a curated record